This is a messenger RNA of Pseudozyma hubeiensis SY62, 1932 nucleotides long. RefSeq lists its product as hypothetical. The record is from RefSeq and is a predicted model, not a curated record. The coding region runs from base 1 to 1932 and encodes 643 amino acids. The transcript has a single exon. Lineage: Eukaryota; Fungi; Basidiomycota; Ustilaginomycetes; Ustilaginales; Ustilaginaceae. Gene Ontology annotation, molecular function: DNA binding; protein binding. Gene Ontology annotation, cellular component: nucleus. Gene Ontology annotation, biological process: regulation of DNA damage checkpoint.
AUGGCCGAAUCCAACGAUUACGAGGCGGAACGCCUCAAAAACAUCAAGGAGAAUGAACGCCUCAUGAAAGAGUUGGGCGUUAUGGGCGGAAGUUCAGCCAUCGGCGGUCCGUCACCCAAACGUGCUACCCCUACCAAACCCAAAAAGGCUGCUACGCCCAAGAAGAAGGCCGACACUACACCAACGCGCAUCAUGCCGAGUCGCUCCAGUGCGCGCUUGGCCGGGCACGAAGCCGAUUCCGAAACACUCAAACGCAAGUACGAGCAGGAGGCAGAGGAAGCGAGAAAGGUGGCGGAAGCAGCCAAAAGGGCGAGACAUCAGCCGUUUGAUCUGUCAGGUAUGACGGGAGGUGAGUUGGAGGAGGAAGCCAUUCUGGCGCUCGAAUCGACAUUGCAAGGGCUCGCGACGAAUGCAGCCUCUGCGGCAGAAUUGGUCGAUAUCAAGGAUGAAAAGAAACGGCGGUCAGGGAAGAAGGAGGACCCCGAAAGGUCGACGGAGAGAAAGGAGCUCGAAGAUAUCCUCAACAAGAUGACGCUCAAGUCGGCCGCCAAGGUCACGCCAAAGAGGGUCUAUUCGAUGGCGUAUCACCCUUCUACAGACAAGGAUUUGGUAUUUGUCGGUGACAAGGAGGGUUCCAUCGGUGUCUGGGACGCUGCACCUACCGCCUCUUCCUCAUCCAAAGGAAGCGUUGUCAAGAAGGAAGACGACGAGGAGGAGCAAGAUGCGGAAGAUGCCUUCCCAGAAGGCACAGCUUGGACGUUGCAAGUGCACGGCCGCAGCCCCGUUACAUGCAUCAAGUUCGAUCCGGUCAACCACAAUUCGGUCUAUUCGUGCUCGUACGACUCUACCGUUCGCAAGCUCGACCUCGCCACCGGCAAGUCGGACGAGAUCUGGGCAGGCGAAGAAGACGUGCUCCUCUCCAUCUUUGACGUCCUCUCGCCGUCAACCCACCCGAGCGCCUACAUCGACACUCCCAAUCCAUCGCUCGACGAACGCUCCAUGUGGAUCGCUGACCACCGCGGCGGCUUGCUCCACAUCGAUUUGCGCGAAAAGACCCGACGCGGCAACAACACGCGUCGAUGGCAGGUCUGCGAGAAGAAGAUCGGUGCCAUGUCGGUCAACCGUCUUGCACCACACUGCAUCGCCACUGCAUCGUUGGACCAGCACAUCAGGCUCUUUGACGUGCGUGCGCUAGCCUCGGUGGUCAAGCAAACGGCGGAUGCGCCGUACAACUACAAGGGUGUCGAUGCGGAUGAUCUGGAAGCGGCGCAGACGAAAGCGCAGUUCUCGUCGAACAAAGCGAGACAGGCGUGCACGUCAGUCGAUUUCAGCCCAAGAGGUGAUCAGCUUGUCGGCGUCUCGUACGACGAUGUUGUCAAAGUAUGGAGCAUGGAUCCCAGCUCGCUGUUCUCAGAGCACGGACUCAAGAGCCGCGCCGCCGUCACCAAGACGCACGGAACAGCCAAAGCCGGAGGUCGAAAGAGCGGUGUCAAAAAAAAAGAGCCCGACUCCUCCACCACCACCAGUCUCUUCUCGUGGCUAACGAAAGCGAAGCCGCUCAAAACCGAAGAGGACGUCGCACUCGCCAUCAAGCAAGAGCAAGAAGCACCCCCACCGUCCGCCUCGCAGCGUCCUGACGACGUCCUCGCCGACCCCACCCGCAUCCCGCACAACAAUCAGACCGGAAAAUGGCUCACCAUGUUCCGUGCCAGAUGGAACCAAAACCCUCUGCUCGAACCUCACUUUACCAUCGGCAGCAUGACCAGAAGAGCCGAAGUCUACUCUGCAGACGGCACCCUCCUGAGGAGUCUGUGGGACGAAAACCUCGUCACCGCCGUUCCUGCCGUUACGUGCAUGCAUCCUGUUCUACCAGCAAGACUCGUCACCGGAAACGCUUCGGGAAGAUGCACAUUCUGGUCCCCCGACGGAUAA